Messenger RNA from Cygnus olor (mute swan), 8787 nucleotides. RefSeq names its product G protein-coupled receptor 63 (gene GPR63). NCBI's taxonomy places the organism in Eukaryota, Metazoa, Chordata, Aves, Anseriformes, Anatidae. Bases 3733 to 4992 code for a protein of 419 amino acids. Gene Ontology annotation, biological process: G protein-coupled receptor signaling pathway. Gene Ontology annotation, molecular function: G protein-coupled receptor activity. The transcript has 3 exons. Gene Ontology annotation, cellular component: membrane. The record is from RefSeq and is a predicted model, not a curated record.
UUUUUUAUUUGUCAAACUGAUGUGUAGUGAUUACAUAUAUACUCAAAGGUUCCACUCCUAAAAUUUAGGAAGCAAAGCAUUUAGGAAACUUCCAGCUUACUAGUUUUAUGUUAACUAUGCAGAGAUAUAAAUUCAAAUAGUAUGUUUUCAAUAAUAUUUUCAGGGUUUACUGUUCAUCUAGGUGCUACAGUAUUAAGUUACUUACCUCUUCAACAUACGUGUGGUUAAUAUGACUGUUGAACUACUGGGAAAGCUAAGAGUUGGGGGAGUACUGUGGCAGUACUAGAAAUUAAUCUAGAAGUGCAGAAGUCCUUUCACAUGAUCUACAAAUUGAGAACAUGAUUUUUCCCGAGAGCUAAGAAUAUAAAAUUAUUAAUUACAUUUUGCAUAUUUGCGGUUUCGAAUAGUAAUAAUGACUCGCAUGGCUGGCAUUUCUUGACAGUUAAUGGCUCUCUGAAUUUAAGAUAGAAAUAAAUAUCCUCAAGAGGGCAAUUAGUUGUAUUUAAUGACCCAAAGCAGAGGUGGCUGUUCCCCACCAUACUUUCCUUUGAAAAUUGCCGCAGUAAUGUUUAUACAGCGGAAGAGAGGAAAAUUUCCUAAAUUAAACUAAUGCUUCUUGUGAGUAGUUUUGUGGGUCAUCUACUCAUGCAGCGUAGUUGAUUAGUUUCAAUUUAGGAUAUGUAAAUAGGUAUUAAAACUGAAAACUGCUGGUUCCUUUCAGGAGGAACAGUUAGGUGAGUAAGAGAACAUUGUCCCUGCUGAUUUGUGCUCUGACUCAUUCUUUGCAUUGGCUUUAGCAGAAAGGAUUCCACUGCAAUAUGUUGCUGCCUCUACUUAAUGGCACAGGAAAAAAUGUUCAACUCAUAUUGAAGCAGGAAUAUGUCCCAGGCUGCCUUGUUCAAUAACAGUGUGUCAGAAAGUGCAUACUUGAGUAUUUUCUAUCAAAAUAUUUUUUUUUCAAAAACAAAAUAAGCCCGUGACCCUCAUACAUGCUCUUGACUUUAUUUAUCUUCCCAAAAGGGUAUUUUGCUUUUUUAUGGUUAUGCUGCAUAAACUGUUUUUGCAGAGUUCUACUUCAAAAUAAUGGCAGCCUUAAAACAUACAGCAGGUUCCCAUUUGGGACCAUUUGAAAUAUUCCCAAGAAAUAGAUUCACCAUAUCAGGCACUGUGAGCUUCAGGUUUCUGAAGAAUGAUGGCUUGUGCAUGCUGGGCCAAACCUUGGUACUGGACAGUACUGAAAAAAUGCUUGCUUUUAGCACAUAAAUUUAAUUUAUUAAAUGAUUGGACAUUUUGACAGUAAUUCAUAGCAUGUUCUGAUCUGCAUCAAACACAACUGUUAUUAUGGUACUUUUUUCACAAGUAAAAAGUUCCCUGUUUUGGCUGUGUUGGGAGUUACCGGUUUUGACUGAUGUUGUCUUUGCAUAUGAGAUGGAAUCAUUUAUUUCUGGUUGAGCAUGCUAUCCAGAUUUUGAACGGAAAUUAUUUACCUUUUAGCUUCAAAAGCUGUUAAAAACAGACACCAUAGUUCUAGCAGUAAUUAUAUUUGAUGAAUGAAAUUUGUGUGGUAUUUAGCUUUAAGUGUGUACUUCAUUGAAAUAAUUGUGUCUAUUAUGUUCUAUAAAAAGAAAGUUGCAUACGAGUGAGAACCUUGCUUGAGAGAAAAUGUACAUACCCAGUAAUUUUCAGUACAGAAAUGGAAAAAAGUGAUUGUGUGAAGCUUUUUUGCAUGUGAAAAGAAUUGGUGAGAGUACAUGUUCCAAAAGUGAGAAUGCUGUGACAAAAGGUACCUGCCUCUUGCUUGAGCACUUUCACUGUCAAAAAGCUUACCUAUUUAAACUACCAGAGCAUGGUCUUCUUUUUACGAGGUAUGUGAUUGCCAUUCAGCAACGACUGCCUUUGAAAUUACAGGAUCUGUCUUUCUCAAAGAACAAGUGAGGGCUGAAAUGAAAUUGCUCUGAAGUUAUCUUAUUGGUCCCUUUCUUUCAUUUGAAAUUUCUAUCCUUACAUAAUUUUGGGGAAAUUUGAGAGGGUAGGAAGAGGUAUGCAUGAGAAAAGGAACACAAGGUGCAUGUGUAAUAAUCAUGUGAAUGCUCAUGGUAAAAGCCCUGUGAAUAAAGAAAAUAAAUGUGUGACUGCUUACAGAAGGGAUCCUUUUGAGUUUGUUGGCUGAAAUGCUAAUGACUUUUACAAAGAAUGAUAGCCAAGAAAGGCCAUAACUAGCAUGCCUGCAGGUUGGAUAAGUACGACUUGAAAACAUGUUUAAGUAUGGAGAUUUGCUGUGUGAUCCGUGGAGAGAUUUCAUACAUCAGACUGAUAAACAGAGGAAGGUGCUGCCUAGAAACCAUCAGGAAGCAGUGACUACAUGAGCAGCACUCAGUUUCCUUCUACCUGGGACCCAAAGACUUCAGUCCUCUUCUUAGGUUAGGUAUUGUCUUCCCAAAAGCGGAUGACAGCUUGUUUAUUGUUCUCAAAACGAAGAUACGUCUGACGACUUUCGUAACAGCCGAAUGGCUGACGCUCACUUCCCACUGAAAGCAUUUGGCUGGGUCCAGGCAGCAGCUUGGGUGAGGUCAUUCUCCUCCUCUUCUCUUAAAGCUGUGCAGAAAAGCAUAUGAUCAUCACAUUGAGAAGUUGCAAAACAGGAUGUAGCGAUUUGCUUAGGGAGCUGCAGUGGUGAGGGAAUGUACGUGAGAUUAUUUUUCAUAGUCAUUUUUUUUUAGGAACAGUCUACAGACACCUGUGAGUCCUUUGUUGUAUACUGAACAGUGCUGGUUUGAGAAAUACAGGAUAGCACGAUCUUUUUGGCUAAACUAAGGGCGCAGACCACUUUUGCUCUCACUCCCCUUGUUUCCUUCCUUCAGUUUAGAAGGACAAUUCAUGAUAAAGCAGCAUUUUGUAAAACUUUGAUACUUUACCUUGGAACGUGAAUGCUUCUAGUUAUUUUUUUCUCUUAGGGUUUUUAUGACAUGCUUUCAUCUAAAGCCUUCCUAAACUUUUCAUGUUCCAGAGUGUAAAAUUGAGUGGCAUAACCUAAGUUUUCAGCUCUUUAAUCAUGUUUAAGGGAGCAAAUUCUAUUGUAUUUAUACAAGUUAGUCAAUUAACUGGAGGUAUGUGCUUUAAAUGUCUCUAUUCAAAUCAGGUGGCCACACAUACUUUGCAGUCAGCUGAGGGAGAAAGGGUGAUUCACCUCUUCCAGAUUAUCUCUGAAGAUCUUCCUAAAUAUACCCUAAAUUGCCUUCUGAACUCACAGAAGCUCUAUGGCAUCCACAGCAUCCUGUGACUAGUAUUUUCACAAGUAAUUGUAAAAUUAUUAUUUCCUUUGUCUAUUCCUACUUGUAUUAUGAGAGACAGCAAUCAUUCACUUUCCUUGUGCCACUAAUAAUUCCUAGACCUAAUAAUUCGUAGACCUAUGUGAUACCUUUUUUCAGUCACUUUUGAAUGGAGAUCAGACGAAGCAGAAUUGAACGUAGCACUGAAGAUAAGAGGUGCCAUGGAUGUGUAUUAUAGCAGUCCCGGCAGAACACUACAGCUUCUUUCCCUCUUCAGUGUUCUUGGCUUGUGGAGUUAUAAGCCUCUGUGGAACUUAAGAUGGAAAUACUGACAUGAAUUUAAGAGCUUUGAUGCUUUCAGAUGUUGAACUCUGAUUUGGUAAAUGACCAGGAAUAAGAUACUGCCUGAACAAGCUGAAAUGCCUUGAAGACCUUUGGUUCUGCUUUCAUUCUUCCUGAAGCAAUGGUUUUCUCAGCAAUGUUGACACUGGCCAGUCCUGGGACCUCAAAUACUACUUUUAUUGUUUAUGAAAAUGCCUACACGAAUUUCACCACUCCACAGUUCUUGCUUCGUAGUGGCACAACACAGCCAUUGAGAUAUAGUUCAGGUGCUGUGCUUACCACUGAGAGAAGUACUUUUCUGGUAAAUGCUACAGCUAUUCUGCCGUCGCAAGAAGUUUUCAGGAGCUUGAGUUUGCCACUCCAGAUCAUUCUUUCUGCUGCUAUGAUAUUUAUCCUAUUGGUUUCUUUCCUUGGAAACUUUGUUGUCUGCCUCAUGGUCUACCAGAAGGCAGCUAUGCGAUCUGCAAUUAACAUUCUCUUAGCAAGCCUGGCUUUUGCAGACAUGCUGCUGGCAGUGCUGAACAUGCCUUUUGCUUUGAUAACAAUCAUUACCACUCAGUGGAUUUUUGGGGAUAUAUUCUGCAGAGUCUCUGCCAUGUUUUUCUGGCUUUUUGUCAUAGAGGGGGUAGCCAUUCUUCUUAUUAUUAGCAUUGACCGAUUUCUUAUCAUAGUGCAGAGGCAAGAUAAACUGAACCCGUAUCGCGCAAAGAUUCUAAUUGUGAUUUCCUGGGCAGCAUCCUUUGUUGUUGCUUUUCCAUUGUCAGUAGGGAAUCCUAAUCUGCAGAUACCCUCGAGAGCACCUCAGUGUGUUUUUGGCUACUCUACCAACCCAGGUUACCGAGCGUAUGUGAUAGUUAUCUUGCUAAUUUCCUUUUUUAUUCCAUUCCUGGUAAUGCUGUAUUCUUUUAUGGGCAUACUCAACACCGUCCGCCACAAUGCAGUUCGUAUCCAUAGCCACCCUGAUAGCAUAUGCCUCAGCCAGGCCAGCAAACUUGGUCUUAUGAGCUUACAGAGACCUUUUCAGAUGAAUAUUGAUAUGAGCUUUAAAACUCGUGCCUUCACGACCAUCUUGAUUUUGUUCCUUGUCUUCAUAGUCUGUUGGGCACCCUUCACCACUUACAGCCUUAUUGCCACAUUCAACAGCCACUUCUACUACAAGCACAACUUUUUUGAGAUAAGCACUUGGCUCCUUUGGCUCUGCUACCUCAAGUCUGCACUGAACCCACUGAUUUACUACUGGAGGAUUAAGAAGUUUCAUGAUGCAUGCUUAGACUUGAUGCCCAAAUACUUCAAGUUUUUGCCACAGCUACCUGGCCAUACAAGGCGGCGCAUUCGACCCAGUGCCAUCUAUGUGUGUGGAGAGCAUCGGUCUGUAGUGUAAAGCUACAGCUGUAUGACAAUGAUUGAUCGUUAUUUUCUGGGAUUAUUUGAUUUUAGGCUUUAGGUUGAUUUUUGUUUUUGUUCCAUAUGGCUUUUUCAGUGUGGCCAUAUCUUAUAACUUGAUUAAAUUUUCUGUGCAAUUUUGGGAGGAAAGACGGAGGGGAGGUGAUCGGUUAUAGUUGGGUUUACUACCAGAAUACAAUCUACAAAAAAUAACAAAUGUUACCUCUAGGAUUCCAUGGAAAUCCAUUCUUUUAAACAAAAAUUGCAUUUGUAACAUUUUGUCAGGUUUAUGCUUACUAGACCUGCAAUUGCAUCUAAUUGUAGGGAUUUUUUAUGCUGCUAAGAUACAGUAUAUUCAGUUGGUGUAAUUUUUCUGAAAAAUGUUGCUGCUGUCUGCCAAUAUAUUAGAGCCAAAAAGUCUCAUUAGAUAACUUCUAUUUAAUUUUAACAAUAUUUCAGAAGUUUUGGUGGUGACACUAUAAAACUUUUUUUCUUUUUUAAUAUUUCCAUUAAUAUUUUUGUGCACUUUAAAGAAAUUGCUAUAGAAUUUGUUCAUUGGAAUAUUUUGUUCUGUAUUGAAGGGGUAUUAUUGUUGUUAUUAUUUGUUAUAUUGGUGAAUUUCGAUGAAAGUCCCAUGUAAGCUCUAGGAGGGCAAUUUAUGUUGGUAUAGCUACAAUUAGAGUCAUGGAUUUGAUAUUUUUCAAACAACUGAUCAGAAGUAGCAUUAACUGCUUAGUUCUGAGGGGAGCUGGAAGAAGAAAAGAAAGGGAAAGAAAGCAAUGGAAAUAUCGUAUCCUGAGGUUUAGGCUAAUAAAAGAUUUAGAAAAAGGGAGUUCACUUGAAAAUUGUUGGAGGGGGAAACGGUAGCUGUGGUGUGGUUACUUAAGGUUGUUAGACGCUAUCCAAGCCUAAUGACAUGCGUGAAAAGCUGUCAGAAAUUGUGACUCUGUGCUGUCAGUUCACAGUAUGUUGGUGUAGUGCUGUUUCUGCAUGAAGAUCAUUUAAGGCUAGGUAUGCUCUAUAUGGCUGAAAUCAUGCUAUCAGGUGUUCAAUGGGAUAGAAUUAGGGAUAGUAGGGGAAACCUAUGUAGCCUACAUAGGAACAACUGUGGGGGACGGAAAUCCUUAUGACUUCUUUUCCAGUUUAAGUAUUAGAUUGAAACCAUAAUCUGGUACUAAUGAUUAACAGUUGGCCAGCAGUUUGCUAGGGAUGGAGUAAAGUUCCCCUUUUUCCCUCUGAGACUUCUUUACAUUCAUUUUUCUUUGCCCCUUUCCUUCUGUAGUGGCUGCUGCUUCAAGGGUUUACUUUACUGUUCUCAUGCAUUAGGCAUCGGGUUCUCCCCCUGAAAUGACAAACCACCCUUUUGGUUAGUACCAGGCUGUCUCAAUACCUGCCUGGAAAGUAGAAAGACAAAGGUCUUCCUUGACCAUAGCAAUCCAGGCUCAGAUGUUUUUCUUUUCAAUCAGCUAAAUAAAUAUUUAAUGAGAAGCAAGUAAAAUAAGACUUAGGUUUGGGCUUUGAAGUGAGAUCCCCAGUUCCUCUGAGCCUAGGAAAGAAUGCUCGCAGAACUUGCGUGUUCUUGCAGCAGGUUUUUGGGGCUGUCUGUGAUGGGGUACAGGAGGAAUAAGGCACAAUGAACUUGUCAGCCAGGGCUAGGGGUUGGGCUUCUCUUGGUUCCAGCUGUCUGUCCAGCAUGGGGUCUCUUCAUUAUUCUUGUUCCUGAAGAGCAAAUAAGAGCAAUUUUAUCUAUUGCUGCAUGAAUUCUGAACUGAGUGUAUGAAGGAAAUGCUCUGUACUGCGUGGAUGUCCAGGGACUGCUUGCUCCUGGAGGCCAGCUAAGCGUUUCUAGCACAGAUUUUAUUCAAGUCUUCAGUGAAGAACUACUUUAACUGUAAUUUCUGUUCCUCUCAUUGACAAUUAUUGGUAAAAGUGUUGGCAAUUUUUACAUUUUAUGAGAAUAAAAGGAAUGAUUCUGAAUUUUAGUAAUUUCAUUUUUUAACAACAACAACAAAAAAAGCUUGUUAAUGCACUGCUAUUGGAGGUUCUGGAUUGUGAAGACACCCUGGCGGGGCUGAUGUUAUUGAUGUCCAUGCUUUCUAUUCCUUGUCAACUUCACUGAUGAUACGGAUUUUUCUGAUCAAAAUGAUAGGCGGUAAAGGAGUUCCGCUGUAAAACAGAGUGUUUUAGUGUGUCUUUGCAGUAUAGCUUUUAUUUCUCAAUUACAUUUACAUUGAUGGCAAAAGUUUAUGACCUGGAUUGUAUGGAUUUUCUGUUUCAGAGCUGUCAUCCUUGUUUACCUCUGAAAGCAGCAAAAUUGUGCUUAGAGUUAAUGUAAUAUGGUAAGAGUACACACUGUCUAAGAUGGCAGAACAGGUAUUUUUUGCUGUCUUCCAGAGCUAUGAUAUAAGGGGCUUGAACAAAUGUAAAAUAUAGUAAUUCAAAAAGGAAUGAGAAAUACAGGAAGGUGAGAUGGUUUUCUUGAAGGGGAGGGGAAAGGGAAAAGAUUGUUGGGGGGAUUUCAGAAUCUCUGAUAAGUACUUGCUGUGAAGUAUAAAUUGCAAACAUCAAAGAAAGUUAAUCUGUCUGAAUAACUUGGUGUUUGUUUAUUACUACUCUACCAAGGUUUCUGCUCAGAGCUGGGCCUGCUGAUACCUGGAGAAAAGAAACGCUAAUUGUGUAGCCCAAAUUCAAAAGCGACUGAGGUGGUGAUACAGUAUUCACACUUACCAGGUUUUAGAGAUGAUGACAGCAUGCAGUAAACAAAGGGUGUUCAAACAAACAUACAAAAAGGUGUCAGAGAAUAAUCCCUAGGAUAACUGUGUUUACAAAAUCAUUUGGCCUAUUGUAUCUAAUACACUGUCUUUAGAGCAGUGCCUUGAUUGUUACAGCUGAAGUUCUAGGACCAAGUUAAAGACCACUGAAACUGCUCAGUCUUACUGUCUGUGAUCCUGCCAAAAUAAGCCUGACCUUGCAAACAUCUGUAAUGUUAAAACAUCUGCAUGUUUGCAGAAUUAGGGGCUACUAAGGCAUUUUGUUGGGCUUGAUCAAGUCAGGAUUUUAAAAAACAAAGUUGAUCGUUCUCGAUUCUACUGGCAAAUUACAACAGUCUUCUCCAGAAAUUAUACUGGUUACUAAACUGCAUUCCCUUAUGUUACAUUUUCAGAAGUCUUUGAUGUGGAGGAUGGAAAUGAAUGUAUUUUCAAUUAUGUUUGUUUAAUUCAUUCUGUGAAAGCAUGCUGCUUACACAAGGCUCAUUUGUAGAAAUCUAUUGCUAAAAUGAUUCUUUUGUACUCAAAGUUGUGUAUUUUUGACAUUUGUUACUCAUGUAAGAAAAUUUAUGUAUUUAGAUAAGAAAAUUGUUUUGCCUCUUACUGUUUUCUGUUACUUUCUUAAUUUGUAUGCCAGAUGCUUUUAUAUAUUCUUUUGAAUUUGGGCACAUGCAUAGACAGUUGCAAGACUUUAGUGGUCUUUCUGUAACCAUUUGAAACUUUCAAUUCUCAAAUCAUUCAACAGUGCCCUCCUAGAGAGAGAUCUUGAUUUAUUUUUAAGUGAAAAAUAAAAAUUCAGAGCACAAGUUUGUUGUGGUUGCAAUGGUGACAAAUUUCUUAAGUCCAGUUUUCUAGGAGACACUACUUUGCCAUUAUGGACUGGUUUGAUUUUUUUUUUUUUUUUUUUUGGAAUAGUCAUUUUCUGAAGAAAACUUGAACUACUCUUUUAAAACAACCUGUUAAAUAGAAUGGUAUUGUCUUUUCUAUGCCUGUGAACAUACCUGAGAAAUAAAGAAACAAACAAA